This is a messenger RNA of Tachysurus vachellii, 1853 nucleotides long. RefSeq names its product UDP-Gal:betaGlcNAc beta 1,4- galactosyltransferase, polypeptide 2 (gene b4galt2). Lineage: Eukaryota; Metazoa; Chordata; Actinopteri; Siluriformes; Bagridae. Gene Ontology annotation, biological process: carbohydrate metabolic process. Bases 525 to 1664 code for a protein of 379 amino acids. Gene Ontology annotation, molecular function: glycosyltransferase activity. The transcript has 7 exons. The record is from RefSeq and is a predicted model, not a curated record.
UGGAAACACAACGGGUAAAAACUGAACCGAUACACGGAAUACCGACUAAAUGUUGUUUUUUUUUGGUGCAAACCUGCACGCGCUGCGUUUUUCCCCUAACAUUUCGGCGACAGCGCUCGCGCUCCAGGCUGCAAAUAAUGAAUUAACCAACAGGAGGAAAUAAACAGCGGCUAGCUGCAGCCACAUUGCAUUGUGUUCCCUGGAUAUAAUACGCAUUUUCCUACAAACUGCUCCCGUGCACUAUUGAUGAAACCCUUAUCUGGUGUGGAAUGGACACUUUUACCACCAAUAAUAAUAAUAAUAAUAGUAAAAAAAAAAAACCCUCAAGCUGCUCUGCUAGUCAGAGGCUGAAGUGUUUAAACAAAGAAAUGCAUUCUUAAAGAAGAAGGACAGCACAGGCUGGAUUUGCUCUUAAGGUAAUUUUUCUGUGUUGCUGCCCAGAGGUGAGGUGAGGUGAGGUGAGGCGAGGCAGGUGGAGCCGCUGAGCGGAUGCCUGUAGCGGCGGGCGCCGCGUGCCCUCGACAAUGAGCCGGCUGAUGCUGGGCCGCACUCUGGAGCGGGUCUGCAAGGCUGUGCUGCUGCUCUGCCUCGUGCACUUCCUCAUCAUGAUGAUCCUUUACUUUGACGUCUACAGCCAGCGCUUUGACAUCUUCAGCCGCUUCAACAACGGCCGCGGUGCCAACGCUUCACGCUGGCCGCACCAUUCUUACUACAACUACUCCGGCACCAGGCCCAACGCCACCUUCGCUAGCUACGUACCUGCCUCAGAACAGCUGCCACCCAACGGCAAGCCUGAACUCAACCGCACACACACGACCCCCAAGCCUAUUCCUCCUUGCCCAGAGGUGCCUCCUGGACUGGUGGGGCGUCUUCUGAUCGAGUUCAGCUCUCUGAUGAGCAUGGAGAGGGUGCAGAGAGAGAACCCUAACGUGACGGAAGGGGGCAAGUACACACCGCCGGACUGUCGGCCAAAGCAAAAAGUAGCCAUCAUCAUUCCAUUUCGGCACAGAGAACACCACCUGAAAUACUGGCUCCAUUACCUGCACCCCAUCCUACGGCGGCAGAAGAUUGACUAUGGAAUCUACAUCGUCAACCAGCUUGGCGAGGACACCUUCAACCGGGCCAAGCUGCUAAACGUCGGUUAUACAGAGGCUCUAAAGGACGGCGAGUACGACUGCUUCAUCUUCAGUGAUGUGGAUUUGAUCCCUAUGGAUGACCGUAACUUGUACCACUGCUACGACCAGCCGCGCCACUUUGCUAUCGCCAUGGACAAGUUUGGAUUUAGGUUACCGUAUGCAGGAUAUUUUGGAGGGGUCUCUGGCUUAAGCAAGAAGCAGUUCCUCAAAAUCAAUGGCUUCCCCAAUGAGUACUGGGGAUGGGGAGGAGAGGACGAUGACAUCUACAACAGGAUUACACUGAACGGGAUGAAGGUGUCUCGGCCGGAUGUGAAGAUCGGCCGCUACAGGAUGAUCAAGCACGAGAGGGACAAGCACAAUGAGCCCAAUCCCCAGAGGUUCAAUAAAAUCCAGAAUACCAAGAACACCAUGAGGAAGGACGGCAUCAGCUCGCUGACGUAUCGCCUGGUCUCCAUUAAAAAGUACCCGCUCUACACCAACAUCUCGGUGGAGAUUGGUAAACCCCCUCCAAGACCACUCAGAGGAUAGACCAUGGCUAGGUCCGAACACACACACACAAACACACACACACACACGUCUAUAUAUACACACACCGUCCAUGGCCGUGAGCCUCUGUGUGCAGCAGUGACAUGCUGAACAGGUUAGUUCUCAGGAAUACACUGGACUUCUUGUGGAUUUAUAAAUCCACAUGCAGAUUUCGACUCCAGUACAGACUCU